Molecule: messenger RNA, 390 nt
Organism: Protopolystoma xenopodis
Lineage: Eukaryota; Metazoa; Platyhelminthes; Monogenea; Polystomatidea; Polystomatidae
Source: the annotation of a GenBank genome assembly
AUGGCUCUUAGCGUAGACGCACUGAAUUUCGACAUCUUCAAGACCUCAAAUCAGGAUCCAGCUAAGAACAAAGGAUUCUUAAUCGAGAGGCACCUUUCAUUGGCAACGCACGCGAGGUUUGAAAGUGGCGAUGGAGAUUACAGAGCCACAGCUGAAAAUUUGGGUUCGAGGAAAGAAACAAAAUUGGGCCCUCUGUUAGAAAGGAGAUGGGGCCUCGAGAAUGGAAGAGCCUGGGUUGACACAACGAAACAGCCGAAGGUCUUAGAUGUUAAAGUGGAUCUGCGGCUGGUCGACAUGAGAAACCAGCCAAUUGUCAGCUUGGCCGGGGCCAAUAUGGCGAGACUUGUAGUCACCUUGACAGCGAGAAAGGGUAAAAGGCAAUUUAAAUAA